CUCAAGACCCUAAAAGAAAAGCUGGAGGAAAUGGAUGAGAUUCAGAUUUCCGUUGCUGCACUUCGAGUUUUAAAAGAAUUAAAAUUCAGAUGGGUAAAUUGUAGUUUUUCUAACAGAAAGUAUUUAAUGGAACAACCCAAUGUUACCUUAAAGAGACUCCAAUUUUUAAAAGCCUACAAGGAAAAUCAAAACAGUGUAUGUCCGUUAAAACCAGUUUUCUUGGAUGAAACGUGGAUAUGCAGGAAAGGUGGAUUCCGAAAGAGCUGGCAAGAUGGCAGUAGUUAUGCAGUCAGAAAGAAGAUUGGAGAAGGUGUACGAUACAUUGUCCUUCAUGCAGGUUCUGAAAAUGGGUUUAUUGAAAACGGUGAACUCAUUUUCAAAAGUGGAAGUAAAUCUGGUGACUACCAUGAUUCGAUGAAUUCGAAUAAUUUCGGAAAAUGGUUUGAGCAUCACCUGUUACCAAACUUAGAAGAACCUUCAUUGAUUAUAAUGGACAAUGCAUCACACCAUUCAACUGUGGUUGAAAAAAUACCAAAUGCAAGUUGGGCAAAACAUUCUCUAAUAGAAUGGUUGACAAACCGACACAUUAGCUGUUCAAUAUCUAUGAUGAAAUUUGAGUUAAUGGAUAUUUUAAAGAAGAAUCUACCAGAUAAGGUAUUUAAGUUGGAUAGACUGGCCCUUCAAUAUGCCCAUCGUGUCUUGAGACUGCCUCCAUACCAUUGUCAAUUUAAUCCAAUAGAUAAUGUUUGGUCUGACUGCAAAAGGUAUUACGAUGCCAAUAUAACUUCUUCUGGCGUUACAAAUGAAGCCACAGUAAUAAAUGUUUGGAAGAAAUCAUUACAACAGGUCACACCAGAAAAGUGGAGGAAGUAUGUUAGACAUGCAGAAAAACUUAUUGACGAAUAUUGGGAGACGGCAAAGAGAAUAAACACAAGCCACAUAUCUCCUAUAAUUAUUGAUUUAAAGGAAUCGGAUUCUGACUCGUCAGAUGAUGAUUUUGUGGAAAUGUCAGAAAAAAACUGACACUCAUUCUAGCAAGUGCUACCAUACUGUCAACAUGUGAACAAUUCGAAUUAGAGCUCAGAUGGUACCUAGAGCAUAUUACAUGGAAUAUUUUGAACAUCUAUGUUUAAGCUCGCAUAUUUCAUCUAUGUUUCCUUGACGUAUUACUUUUAAAGGGUUUUUAUCCAUAUAUUUUUAUAAUAUUGUAUUUUGGUGGUUAGCAUGUUGGAUCACGUAAGCACUGAUGAUGAUUGGUCAUCCAAUCGAAAACUAGUUCGGUGAUGUAGCCCUUUUUAGGGAUUUUUAAAUAUAUACCUUUUAUAAAAGAUUUUAUAUGUCUUUAUAUUUUCUAACUUUCUCAUGGUAAUAUUUAGUGUUAUUUAGUUCCUAUAUUCCUAGUAUCUCCCAGUUAUUUAGUUGUGUGUGUUGUGUCACCUAAUCUACUUUCAUUUCUAGAUGAUGCAGGCAGGUAUUUCAAAAGAUCAAUUACUACUUUAGCUCCAAGUGGUAUGUUUUUAGUAUCUUCAGUAUCAUUUGGUGUUUCUACAACAAAUGUCAAAAACAUAUCAUAUCCAGUGGAACCAAUUAUCAUCCAAUUCUUAUAUGACAGAAAUAUUUCACCAUGGAUUCGUCUCUAUAGAUAUAUCGUGAUGAAAACAUUCCCACUGGCAGAAAUUUUCUAUAAUUUUAUCUGCUAUGGGUGUAAUUUUGUAUCACCAGUUUCACCUAUUUUGGCAUUAUCCGCUAGAUGAACAAACUUUUUCAUUUAUUAGUACCUGUCUCUGUUCAUAGUGUUGUAAACAGAGGGAGCUCCUAGGUCCUCACCUAAUGACCAGUAUAACCUUUCUUGUAGUAAUCUAUUAUACCCAGUUAGAUAACAUCUUAUAUAUUAUUUAUUUUUUUGGCGUACGUAAUAAUUUCUUCAGUAAGUAAUUUUGCAAAAAAAUUGAAUUGUGAUGAAAUUCUCAGAGCUUUUUAACGUUUUUAAAUAAUUAUUCAGCCAGAUAAUCUAAAGUUAUUAGAGUAAGACACUGCACUUAGUUAAGUAUCAUUGAUACUCAAAAGAAAUCUUAAAUACAGAAAAGGUUUUAAUCUUAUCUUACACUGAU
Diabrotica virgifera virgifera (western corn rootworm) is the source of this 2111-nucleotide messenger RNA. RefSeq lists its product as uncharacterized. The record is from RefSeq and is a predicted model, not a curated record. Gene Ontology annotation, molecular function: nucleic acid binding. The transcript has 3 exons. Bases 31 to 1023 code for a protein of 330 amino acids. NCBI's taxonomy places the organism in Eukaryota, Metazoa, Arthropoda, Insecta, Coleoptera, Chrysomelidae.